Messenger RNA from Gongylonema pulchrum, 972 nucleotides. NCBI's taxonomy places the organism in Eukaryota, Metazoa, Nematoda, Chromadorea, Rhabditida, Gongylonematidae. The record is from the annotation of a GenBank genome assembly.
AUGUGAUGAGGGUAAGUUCGCGAUGUACUGUUCACGAGCUCUAAAUCGCUGUCUGAAAGUGGGUGGACGAACAGAGGGUCCAAGCAAACUGGAGACAAUUUCCAUUUUGGUUAUCGAUUUUGAUGGCUCUACGGAUAUUGGAGCUUGCUUGUCGACACUGUGUGUGAAAUGUGGUUUGCGACCUGCGCUGUUAAGUGGUUAUGCUUUAUAUGUCGAGGAUCCAGUACAACCGGAUCGUUAUCUUCUCUUGAAAAACAAGCAAAAACUAUGCGACUGCAUAUCACGAUGGGAACGGGAACUGAUGGACAGUAAGUGUGGGCGCGUUACGGAAGAUGUUGCACGAAUAAAAUUAGCACUUCGGCAUCGGCAGUACUGGAGUCAUCUGGUUUUGUCAGAAACAUCAGCCGAACGCACAUUUUUGGUGCAUCGAAUGGCGAACGAGAUUGUUGCUGGAAGGAUACCAGUAAGUAGUGAGCUAGGCGAAGAAUUAGCAGCUGUUUUCGCUCAGAUGAAAUUUGGUGAUUUGAAGACGAUGACAGAUGAGCAGUUUCGCGAAAUAAUAACAUCAUAUUACCCCGCCAAACUACUUGAUGUUGGUUGCGAAAGACCCAUAAGGUUUAGUGCGCUUUUUUCAUCUAUUUACCUCCCAAUAACGAUCUUGUUGCCGACGGCCAUUUCAUGCAGUAUUGCUAUUAUUGUUGUUGUUGUUGUGGAUAAACGAAUAUUUGUUAGGCUGAAUGUUGAGACAAACUGGUCGGAGUUACGUGGUGAUCUCAUCAGAAGUAUCCCAUAUCAUCGACUGGUUUCAUUUGGUGCUUAUCACAAUGAUUUUAUGCUCACGAUUGAAAGGGUGCUUCCACCACAGGCUCAUCCUGAGGAAACUGCACGAGAAAGAUUGACUUUUUCCAUGCCUUCAAAAAAUAUCGAGCAGGUAGGUGUCGGACUCACCCUCUUGCUAAUAGUUUUAUAAAU